CUCAUUCAUUUCUCUGCUUCUUACGUUUCAUUCUUCAAAAACGACGUCGCUUCAUAAAUCCCGCUCUCCAUUCAAACUUUAAUUAUAAUCAGCUUCAAAGAAGAAGCAAAUUAAAUUGAAAAGAGAAUGAUGGUUUCAGCUCCAAGCUGCGUAACAUUGCGUGCGAAAAUCUCUCAAUUCUUUUUAAUCUUCAUUACGUUUGGUUACUAAGAAACGAAAAAAGUUUCGUCGUACGAUGCGUUUUGAUCAGUUGAUUUGAGCUCUGAUCAUAGGCGUAUAAUUGAUAGAUGGCUUGGUUCAGCGGGAAAGUUUCGCUGGGAGGCUUCCCGGAUCUGGCUGGGGCCGUGAAUAAGCUUAGUGAGAGCGUGAAGAAUAUUGAAAAGAAUUUUGAUAGUGCGCUUAGAUUUGAGGAGAACGCUGAGAAGUCUGAGUUUAGCAACCGCGAAGCCUCAGGAUUAUGGCCUGUUAUGUCCUUUAUGGGCCAGAAAAGUGAUGAAAGUACCACCAAAUCACCGGGAAAACCUGAAUCUUUAGAGCAACCGCUGAGAGCUGAAGAAAAAGAAGGGGUUGAGACUGAAAGGUUACUGCAUUCAAGCACUGAGCAAACAUCUACUGAAGAAGAAAGGGAUGCACCUAGGGAAGUAGAAGAUAAUGAGCAUACAGGGACAGCUGAGACGGUAGAUGUUGUUACAUCAGACCAUGGUAAAGUUGAAGCUGAAUCACUAACAGUGCCUGUUGAACCUCCUGAAUCAACUAUACAAAAUAUUGAGUCAUCAGAUUCUAUUGACAAUCUGCAUCAGAAAGAGACUUCAGGUCUAGGAAAUUCUGAAGAUGCAGAGUCUGUGGAAGCCAACUCAAGACCUGUUUUAGCAGACCAAGCUAAGGAUGGUACUAUUAUUCUACCUGAUGUAUCAGAAAGUGUUCUUGAUCCACAUGAAAGCCAGGAUGAGGAGAAGAAAGAAGAAAACAAUGAUGAAGAAAAGAAAGAAGAAAGCAAAGAUGAUGAGAAGAAAGAAGAAAAAAAGGAUGAAGAGGAAACACAAGUUGAAGAGGUUGUAGAAAAUCUUUUGCCAGUUGAGGCUGAGGCAUCAAGUGCUGUCCAAGCUGAAGGGUCUGUCAGUGCUGAGGAGACUGAUAGUGCUCAUGGAUUAUCUUUGUCUAGGUUCCCUGCUUCUGAUGAAGCUCCUGAUGUGGUUUCUGCAUCAGUUUCUCCUCAAAAAGGUGCAGGAGUCAAAGCAGUUGAAGUGGAUCAGCAUGCUAAUGCCAAUGAGAUUGACAUUAGGAAGCAACAGUUGGGCUCAGAGGCAGAUGCGCCUGUCUCAGGAAAAUCUGUUCAUGAACUUGAGAAGCUAAAGAUGGAAAUGAAAAUGAUGGAAACUGCAUUGCAGGGUGCUGCAAGGCAAGCUCAGGCAAAAGCAGAUGAAAUUGCUAAGAUGAUGAAUGAAAAUGAGCACCUAAAAGCUGUGAUUGAGAACUUGAAGAGGAAAUCAAAUGAUGCUGAAAUUGAGACUUUACGGGAAGAAUACCAUCAAAGGGUUGGAACUCUUGAAAGAAGGGUUUAUGCUCUUACUAAGGAAAGGGACACACUUCGGAGAGAGCAGAACAAAAAAAAUGAUGCAGCUGCUCUUUUGAAGGAAAAAGAUGAAAUAAUUAAUCAAGUUAUGGCUGAAGGUGCAGAGCUUUCAAAAAAGCAGGCUGCUCAAGAAGCUCAGAUUAGGAAAUUGAGGGCCCAGAUUAGAGAGUUUGAAGAAGAGAAGAAAGGUUUGGUUACCAAGCUUCAGGUUGAAGAGAACAAAGUAGAGAGCAUUAAAAUGGAUAAGACAGCAACGGAGAAGUUGCUGCAAGAAACAAUUGAGAAACACCAAGUAGAACUUGCAACACAAAAGGACUACUACACAAAUGCUUUGAAUGCAGCCAAGGAGGCCGAAGAAUUAGCAGAGGCACGGGCCAACAAUGAAGCUAGAACUGAAUUAGAGAGCCGUCUAAGAGUGGCAGAGGAACGUGAAGCUAUGCUUGUUCAGGCACUGGAAGAAUUAAGGCAGGCAUUAAGCAGAACGGAGCAACAGGCAGGUUUUAGGGAAGACAUGCUUCGCAAAGACAUUGAAGAUCUUCAAAAGUGUUAUCAGGCUAGUGAAUGGCGGUGUGAGGAGUUGAUCACACAAGUGCCUGAAUCAACAAGACCUCUUUUAAGGCAGAUCGAAGCCAUACAGGAUACAACUGCAAGAAGAGCAGAAGCUUGGGCUGCUGUUGAGAGGUCUCUUAACUCUCGGCUACAGGAAGCUGAGGCCAAAGCUGCAGCUGCAGAAGAAAAAGAGCGAUCUGUCAAUGAACGCUUAUCACAAACCUUAUCUAGAAUAAACGUUCUUGAAGCUCAGAUUUCUUGCCUAAGAGCAGAACAGAACCAGUUAAGUAAGUCCCUUGACAAAGAGAGACAGAGAGCUGCUGAGAAUAGACAAGAGUUCCUUGCAGCAAAGGAGGAAGCUGACACUCAGGCAGGCCAUGCAAACCAGCUUGAAGAAGAAAUUAAAGAACUAAGGCGGAGACAUAAGCAAGAGUUACAAGAUGCACUUAUGCAGCAGGAACUUUUGCAGCAGGAAAUAGACAGGGAGAAGGCUACUCGGCUGGACUUGGAAAGGAGAGCAUCAGUUCACUCUACUUCUGUACCUGAUCAAACUCCCUCAUCAAGGCACAAUUUUGCUUUUGAGAAUGGAAGCUUGUCUCGGAAACUGUCAAAUGCUAGCAGCCUAGGCAGCAUGGAAGAAAGCCAUUUUCUGCAGGCUUCUUUGGACUCAUCUAAUAAUUUAUCUGAAAAGAAAAAUCCUGCAGAAGCAACCAUAAGCCCAUACUUUAUGAAGAGCGUGACACCUAGUGCUUUUGAAUUUAGUCUUCGUCAGAAAGAGGGAGAACUUGCAUCAUAUAUGUCUCGUUUGGCAUCAAUGGAGUCUAUUCGAGACUCUCUUGCUGAAGAGUUGGCCAAAAUGACCGGACAGUGUGAAAAGUUGCAAGCAGAAGCUUCCAUGUUGCCUGGCAUACGGGCAGAAUUAGAUGCACUAAGACGGAGGCACACUGCUGCUCUGGAGCUAAUGGGUGAGCGUGAUGAGGAGCUGGAGGAACUCCACGCAGAUAUUAUAGACUUGAAAGAAAUGUACAGAGAGCAAGUAAACUUGCUUGUGAGUAAGAUCCAAGUAAUGAGCUCAUCAAUGGGUAAUGCGUGAUAAGUCAAUAUUACAGUAUUAGAUACCAGAUUUUUUUUUAUUGAUGUUCUCAAUAUAGUUCAUAGUCCACCCAGUAAAUGCCAUUCGUGAUUGUACAAAAAAAUUCCCCUAUAUUCGUUCACAUUGGAGCUGUCUUAUGUGCAAUUUUUCGCCGGCAGAUUUUAUUCAGAGAACAUGCCUCGAGAAAAGCUUGAAAAAAUUAUAAUUUUUUUUUAUGAUUGAUUUCGUCUUCAUAAAUAAUAGUGAUUUGCAAAUUUUGUGAAAA
Molecule: messenger RNA, 3480 nt
Organism: Mangifera indica (mango)
Lineage: Eukaryota; Viridiplantae; Streptophyta; Magnoliopsida; Sapindales; Anacardiaceae
Product: golgin candidate 5-like
Exons: 20
Coding region: 288-3215 (975 amino acids)
Source: RefSeq, a predicted model, not a curated record